AUGGGGAAAAAGAUAGAGAGCAUUGAGGUUAUUGAUGCAGAGAAGAGGCGGCAACCAAGCAAACAUUAUGUCUAUGUUAUUGUAGUGACUUGGUCGGAUGGGUCAAGAGUCAUAGUAUACAGAAGAUAUAGUCGCUUUUUUGACCUACAGACAAGAUUGUUGGAUCAUUUCCCUAUAGAAGCUGGUACUAUUGAUCCGGAGAAGAGACUGAUUCCAUUUUUACCAGGAAAAAUAUUUUUUGGACGAAGUCAGAUUAAAGAUGUAGCUAUGAAAAGAUUGAGGGAAAUUGAUGAGUACUGUAAGAAUUUAAUUAAAUUACCACCUCAUAUCUCAGAAUGUGAUGAUGUCCUUGAGUUUUUUGAGGUGGAGCCAGAAGAUCUUGAUCCACCAACAGACAAAGAAGAAGAAAGCUUAAGCUUUAAUUCACUGCUCAGACCAAAGAGCUCUCAAGAAAUCAAAGCAGAGAAGAUCUCCAGGCCAAAAAGAUUUGAGUGCUAUGUUGCAGUAGCCGAGUAUUCUGUACAAGCACCUGGUGAAUUAUCACUGAAGCCUGGACUUAAAGUUGAGGUUCUGGAGAAAAGUGAUAGUGGCUGGUGGUUUGUGAACUCUCACGAUGAGCAAGGAUGGGUGCCCAGCACUUACUUAGAAAGAGAAGGAGGUUCAGAUCCACUGGAGAAGCAGGGCCAAAAAGCAGGCCCCGGUGAAGAGGAGAACUACAUUUGUAUAGAGAAAUUUGAUGCUGCCGGUGCUGAUGAAGUCAGCUUGGAGAAGGGGUCAGUAGUUCAGGUUCUACAGAAAAAUUUGGAUGGCUGGUGGCUCAUUAG
Messenger RNA from Candidula unifasciata, 824 nucleotides. The record is from the annotation of a GenBank genome assembly. Lineage: Eukaryota; Metazoa; Mollusca; Gastropoda; Stylommatophora; Geomitridae.